UGUCCAAUCAGCGCCUUCCAUAAAAUAAAAUACGGACCUGUAAAGUUCUUUACUGUGAUUCGUUCGAUAGUAGAUGCAUGCUGAGUUCGUUUGUCUGUUUGCUCAUUGCUAUUAGGCUUCUGUAAAAAUGUUGGAAACUGAAGAAAGACUUCUUCCUCCUCCUGUUCUAUGGGCUCAAAGGAAACAUCUUAUAUAUUUGAAGAUAGCUUUGGAAGAUUGUAAAAAUCCUACAAUUCAGUUAGAAAAGGAUAAAUUGUAUUUCAAGGGUAAAGGAGGCCCAGACAAUAAAGAAUAUGAAGUAACUUUAAACUUUUUUAAAGAAGUAAAACCAGAGGAUUCAAAACAUGUUGUUAGAGAUCGGGGAGUUGAAUUUGUUUUAAUUAAAACAGAGGAAGGUCCUUAUUGGAGCAGAUUACUUCAAGAUGCCAAAAAGCAUCAUUGGUUGAAAGUUGAUUUUAACAAAUGGAGAGAUGAAGAUGAUUCCGAUGAUGAUGUUGGUAGUGGCACAGAUUUUGAAGAGAUGAUGAGACAGAUGGGAGGGUUAGGUGGUGGAGGAACAGAUUUGGGAGAUUUGGAUGGUGAACCAGACAGUGAUGAUGAUGGUAAGAUGAACAUUUAAAAUUUUUUGGAAUAU
This is a messenger RNA of Centruroides sculpturatus (bark scorpion), 634 nucleotides long. It is a transcript of the gene p23, whose product is annotated as co-chaperone protein daf-41-like. Gene Ontology annotation, biological process: protein folding; chaperone-mediated protein complex assembly. Bases 128 to 619 code for a protein of 163 amino acids. The record is from RefSeq and is a predicted model, not a curated record. The transcript is spliced from 7 exons. Gene Ontology annotation, molecular function: Hsp90 protein binding; protein-folding chaperone binding. Gene Ontology annotation, cellular component: cytosol; nucleus. NCBI's taxonomy places the organism in Eukaryota, Metazoa, Arthropoda, Arachnida, Scorpiones, Buthidae.